GUGAUAAAGUAGAGAGGCUGCCAGUGUAGAACUGGUGUGCCUUUCAAAGACAAAAGAAAGUGAGGCGGACUCCGCCACAGAGCUCUAAUUGGACACAAAGAGGAAAACAUUGUCAAAAUUUUAUCUAAAACUACAAAAAGUAGAAUUAAGAAGACAAACCGAGUAGAUGAACAUGGAUCAAAAGACUGUGGAUCUAAACACUGCCUCACCAGAUAUCAACUUGGAGAAGUUACACAAGAUGGCUGCAGAGCUGAUACUGCCGGGAAAAUUCAUCCUCAGGCUCCUGAAUGCUGCUCUGGUGUUUGUAACAAACUUGCUGGCCAGAAUUUUAGGAAGCAACCUGGUCAGAGGACAUUUCCACCUGGUGCUGUCUGGUUUGGUUCUGUUUGGUCCCGUGUUGAGUUUCUGGGUGUCAAAGUACAGCAUCUUCGCAAACAGUAACCACUACCUGUACAGGAAGUUCCUCAAGUCCACUUGGGGUUGGACCAGCAUCUUCACUGGUUCCUUCAUCCUUCUCCUCUGCGUCUCUGCCCGUCACUCCGCCUCUCUCCUCCUCCGCCACCUCUCUCGGGUGGGGGUUGCUGGGCUGCUAUGGUGGGGCUGCCGGCGUCUCCUGGCUCUGCUGGAGGACGCAGCGGGAACCUGUUACGAACCUAUGGCCCCCGCCCAGGAUAUCCCUGGCACGGCCUCCUCACUACAGCCCCUGCUGCUCCUGCAUGAAGACCAGACAAAGGCCUCCUGCCUCAAAGCCAACAUGAUGUGGAGAGGUUAUGAGGUCUCCCAGGACGUCCUCAUCCUCUGCUUGUGUUGCCUGCUGCUUGUCGAGGAAAUGUCAGUCUUUGGUCCUCACCUGGCUCAAGCGAAGCCUCCGCAGGGGUCGACUGGUGCCCCUUUAAGGUUCAUCUUCCUCCUGUGUGUAGUCCUACUUGCUGUUUGGAUGUUCCUGCUGCUGUGUUUGCUGGCACACUUCCCCCAGUUCCCCUCCCAGCAGCUGGGAGGAGCUCUGGGCUACCUGGGAUGGAGAGGCCUCUAUCAGGGAUGGUACAGACUCAAACCAAGCUGGGGUUGUCCUGGUUUGCCAGGAGAAGGACUUCUUACCAACACAGACAUCGAAAAAUAGCCUCAGUAGCAUGAAAUGCUCAGUAGAUGGUGUUUUGGGCAUGUGACUGUGACCAUAAAGUCUCAGGCUCAAGUUUUGGAAAGUAAAAAUUAGAUCUCGUUAUGGUUGUAAAGAGAAUCUCUGUAUAUUUCCUGUAAACACCCUUCCAAACACUUCAUAACUCUAGCAUCAUAUGAAUAUAAAGGCUACUUUCAUUGUAGGGCACUAUUAGUCUAAAACUAGAUUUUGAAUUCCUUUGUGGGGAAAAAAGAAGUGCAGACGGGAUUACUGGAAUCACAUUGCUUUAUUUUGUAAUCUGAACCAAAAUGAAUGCACAAUAAGAAAAAGAAGACAUUUUUGUCAGAGCAGGUGUGUUGUUACUUGAUGAGUGUCAUACUACACUAGUUGUAUCUUGUUAAGAGUGCUGGAGCCAGUUUCAGUAGAUGAGAGCUUUGUCUCCUCUGGGCUUCUUAAUCUUGUCAUAGUUCUUGUUAAUGAUGUCAAACAGCACAGCCUGGUGAGAGAAACGCAGAGAGGAGACAUCAGUGGAAAUGUAGCGGCAGAAAGAUAAGAGGGGUGUGUGUGUGUGUGUGUGUGUGUGUGUGUGUGUGUGUGUGUGUGUGUGUGUGUGUGUGUGUGUUUGUGUGAGAGAGUGAGUGAGUGAGUGAGAGAGCCAUGAUCGUGUCGAACAGCUCCUUUCAUCAUCACCUGUACCGCCUUGUUCAUUAACAGCAUCAAACACAGGAGGACAAUAGCCAGCGGAAGGAGACAAACAGUGAUUAAUGGAUGGGAGAUGCAGCACCAAUCAAUUUAACACAAGCACAGCAAUUACUUUAAUUACCCUCCUAUUACGAAGGAAUGGAUUCCACUUAGCAACCGUCCCUGCUGCUGGGACACGGCUGGAAUAUUUUAUAGAUUAUAGAUGGGUAGUUUUAUUCAAAAUACAGAGCAUGAUUACAACAGAUGGGAUAUGAAGUUUGAUACAUUUCAUAUUCAGAAGACAUGUACGCAGUCUUUAAUGAGGUCAGUUUUUUUAUCAGUUGGGUGUUGACAGUUUUUAUCCAAUUUUCAGACAAACGCAUUUCUGAAACACACUAUUUUUGCAACGUAGUCUAACAGUAAACAACAGGCGGUAGAUGUCUUACAUAUGUGUUGCAGAUGUCCAGGACCACAAGGCGGAGCUCACAGUACUGAUACUGGUCCAACUCAUGAACCAGCUGUCUAUAGUCUCCCUGCAGAAGGAAGCACACAACACAGUUUAUUUGCAAAAACAUACAGGAGAUGACACAUCCAGUGUGUACCCAGAACAUUGCUCUUAAUCGCUUUUAUUUUACACACAAUUAGAGCACACAGCCUGCAGGUGGCAGACAGCGAACAUCCACAUCUUCAUUUAUUCUAUCAAGAUACACAACGUGAGAUACUGACCACAUGGGGUUGUUUGGAAGCUUUGGCCACAGCGUCACCUCUCUCGGUGUAAUACCUAACAAAGAGAAGAAAGGGAGGUUAUUGUCAUUCAUUUAUAACAAUGUUCGGCAGGAUCAUUUACUACCUAACGUCCUUUACAACCAUUAUAAUUAUAAUCAAGUUAUAAUUGUGAUAUCUAACAAACCCACAGACCAAUUUUGAUUAAAGCGAGCUAAAAUGCUAAGCUCCUGUAGCGUAAUGAAGUCCAUAACCUACCUCAAUAAUGUCUGUUACACAGCAAUAUUUACUUUGUGUGAUAAAAUUAGCCACCAUAAGCUACUGAUCAUACCUGAACAAGUUGUAACAGCAAACCCUUUGAGUGCACUGUACUGAGCAAUUGUGUGUUUAUUGCGUAUGAAUUUUAAUUUGAAAGUGGAACAUUGUAUCAUUUCUUCUCUCAAAAGGUGCAUAGCUUUGCUUUAAAAUUAAGGGGUUCUUACAAUUCACACUGAGAUGCAUAAACUCAUUACAAUGACUUUCCUGAAGGGAGCUUUAACAUUCUGAGAGCCCCUGAAGUCCUUAAUAAAGAUAUGCUCAGUUAUUAUGAAUCUCUUUCCAGGAUGUGUGCAGUGCAUGACUGAUUAACAGCUCACUGACACUUAUGUUUUGUUGCACCUGUUUGUGCUGAACAACUAACACAUAUGACACUGAGCUGUAAAUGAUGUUUGAUGAUCUCCACAAAUUCCUGUGCCCAACAGAGAGCUUUAGAGCUAUGUCAAACACGCCAAAAUAACUGAACACCUGUGUGGGUGGAUUGAAGGGGGACAGGGACAUGAGCAGCUACUAUUACCAGCAAUAAUGAAAGAGACGACAUAUCUUUGUUAGUGUGGCUGCAUUGAAAUAAA
This is a messenger RNA of Micropterus dolomieu (smallmouth bass), 3408 nucleotides long. Its product is annotated as fat storage-inducing transmembrane protein 1-like. The record is from RefSeq and is a predicted model, not a curated record. NCBI's taxonomy places the organism in Eukaryota, Metazoa, Chordata, Actinopteri, Centrarchiformes, Centrarchidae. The transcript is spliced from 2 exons. Bases 167 to 1120 code for a protein of 317 amino acids. Gene Ontology annotation, cellular component: endoplasmic reticulum membrane. Gene Ontology annotation, biological process: lipid droplet organization; phospholipid biosynthetic process; lipid storage.